GAGGCCCUGAUAGACAAGGCAGAAGAGUUCAGUGGAAGGACUACCAUGCCUUCAAUGGUGCCUACCUUCCAAGGAUAUGGAGUGGGUUUUUCCAGUGGAGCACGCUGGAAGGAACUGCGCCGGUUCUCCCUCACCGUCCUGAGGAGUUUUGGAAUGGGGAAAAAGUCUAUUGAAGAGCGAAUCCAAGAGGAGGCCCAAUUCCUGGUGGAGGAAUUUCGGAAGACAAAGGCAGCAGAAAUCCUGUUGAUGCAUAGAUGGAAUACAACAACUAUUGGUUACAAAAUGGUUUCUCUCUUUGUGCAGUUCUAUGACAUCUAUUCCAACUACCUGAAUUACAUUCCGGGAAUCUACAGUAAGAUCUAUGAUUGCAUGGACAUAAAGCUCUUCAUUGCCAAGAGAAUCAAGAAGAACCAGGAGACCUUGGACCCUAAUUUCCCACGUGACUAUAUUGAUUGCUUCCUCAUCCAGAUGGAAAAGGAAAAAGACAAUCCAGGCAGUGAAUUUAUUAUGGAGAACUUGGUGGCCAGCAUUCUUAGUCUGAUCUUCGGAGGAACAGAGACAGGCAGUUCCACCUUCAGAUAUGGCUUCCUGCUUCUGAUGAAAUAUCCUGAAGUGCAAGAAAAAGUGCAUGAGGAAAUUGAUCGAGUCAUUGGCCCUAAUCGUGUUCCGAACAUUGAAGAUCGGCGACAAAUGCCAUAUACAGAUGCCGUGAUCCAUGAAGUGCAAAGAUACAGUGAUGUCAUUCCUAUGAAUGUGGCCCACAUGGUCACUCGUGACACUGAAUUCAGAGGAUAUCAUAUCCCUAAGGGGAUGAUGGUCUUGCCAUUGCUGAGCUCUGUCUUGCAUGACCCUACUAUGUUUAAAUACCCCAAUGCUUUCAACCCAGAGAACUUCUUGGAUGAGUAUGGAUGCUUCAAGAUGAAUGAUGCCUUUGUGCCUUUUUCCUCAGGGAAACGGAUCUGUCUGGGUGAAUCCUUAGCCCGCAUGGAGCUUUUCCUCUUCUUCACCACCAUCCUGCAGAAUUUCCAAUUGAAGUCCCUUGUGCCCCCCGAAGAUAUUGACCUCACUUUUCAAGAAAGUGGCUUUGCCAACAUCCCACCCUUUUACCAGCUCUCUGUCAUCCCACGCUGACCCUGAGGUCCCUUUCUCCUUCAGCCUGGGACAUUUGCAGAAGCUGCAUUGACAGACUCUGCAAGGAGAAGGAAGGGCACUCCCUCUGUUUUCUGACUCAUAAACAGGGCUGAUUAAAGACAAAUAAAUAGAUGACUUCAGGA
Anolis sagrei ordinatus is the source of this 1274-nucleotide messenger RNA. Lineage: Eukaryota; Metazoa; Chordata; Lepidosauria; Squamata; Anolidae. The record is from RefSeq and is a predicted model, not a curated record.